UUCUAGGAGGUGUGUCACCCGUCCUGUGAAACGUGAACUCGUCCCGUACGCACAUAUAAACAUACCCCGGAGUCGGAGAGCCGUAGGUGGUUGUAUAACGAAGGAAGGACAGAAACAACGCUGUUAUUAUUUCCUAGGCAAAUGGAGCUACUGGCAGUACUGAGUGUGUGUCUCUUGGCAACUCUGUCUCAGAGUGCAUCACCAUAUCUCAGAUUUGUCCCGAAGUACAUCAAGGCCAAAGAUAGGUCUGAAUGGCCACCUAAGUUCUGCAAUGGCCUUUCCUGUCCAAAAUUUGAAGUUCUUGAAAGUGUUAAAAAUGAAUACGAGACUCGAGAAUACUCUCAAUCCCAGUGGGUGAGCACCAACUCAGCUGGUGUAGACUAUGCGGAAGCAUCCAGGACCAACUUCAUGAGACUCUUCAACUACAUCUCUGGCAAGAACGCUGCUGGUAAGAAGAUUGCCAUGACGGCCCCGGUCAUCACAAAGAUCAUCCCGGGGGCAGGGCCAGCCUGUGAGUCCAACUUCACCAUGUCCUUCUUUGUGGCAGUGGAGAACCCACCCAUGCCCACCGAUUCUAAAGUCUUUCUGCAGAAGCUGCCUUCCCUCAGAGCUUAUGUGAGGUCUUUUGGGGGCUACCACAUGGAGAGCUUCACCCCAUGGUUGAAAGAGGCAGAGAAACUCAGUGGCUUCCUCAAGAAUACCACCUACUCCUACAUCACCGACUACUACUACAUUGGUGGCUAUGAUAGUCCCUUUAAGUUCUUAGACAGACACAAUGAAGUCUGGUUCAUUGCUAAAUAAGUGUCUUCAAAACUUCAGUUAAAAUAUCAAAUCUUUGGGUAUUGAAAACAGUAGUUGAGUUUAUUUCCCUAGGGCAUUCACAGCUUUUCAUUGACAAAUAAGUGCUUUCAAAACUUCAGUUAUAAGUUCACGUCUGUGUCUAUUGAAAACAAAGUACUUUGGCUUAAUUCUCUCAGGGCAUUCACAGCUUUUCAUUGACAAAUAAGUGUUUUCAAAACUUCAGGUAAAAGUUGACGUCUUUGGGUAUUGAAAACAAAGUGUUGGGGCUUAUUUCCUUCAGUGGCAUUCACAGCUUUUCUUUUUCACAGAUUGAAAUCUCAGUUUAUUUCAGUGCAAGCUCUUUGAUGAAUCUCUCAAAAUAAAUACCAUGUUUAGUAAAAUGAGCUCUCACCAGACCUGUGUCAGGAUGAGGAAUAGUGAUCAGACAUUGCAGGAGGGAAGUAUGUCCGAGUAGUCCCGAGUGAGUGUAAAUUAUAUAUUAGUGUCAAAGGUGGUGAUUUGUAUUAUGGACAUGUAUCAAUAAAUAAGUAAAAGAUCACAUCAGUGCAGCAGGUUUUGGUCUAUUAGAACAAAAUUAUUUUACAUUUUAUCUACUUAAGUAUGCUUGUAUAAUCUGUAUUGACAGAAAGCAAUAUUCCUUGUCUGUGAUGUCAGUGUAUUUUCAUCUUUGAUGUGUUGUUUUGGCUACAUUUACAUCUUGACAAUGAUCCAUAAAACUCAUGUUUGACUUUUUUUGUCUACAUUUUGUCUUAUGAAAAUCAUAUUUUUGUACAAAUAAAAUUUUUAAAAACCAUA
Haliotis rufescens (red abalone) is the source of this 1596-nucleotide messenger RNA. Its product is annotated as heme-binding protein 2-like. The coding region runs from base 142 to 801 and encodes 219 amino acids. The transcript has 6 exons. Lineage: Eukaryota; Metazoa; Mollusca; Gastropoda; Lepetellida; Haliotidae. The record is from RefSeq and is a predicted model, not a curated record.